GAGUCAUAGGGCAGAAGCUGUGUAUUUAACACACCUUCACUUAAAGAUGAUGCCACAUUGCUUCAUGCAGACUAGAUAUACAGGUUGUUACUCUCUUCUGAUGUGGGUAUGCUUUGUGACUUUUUGAGCUGUGGCAUCAACAGAGAGCAACAUGGAGGAGAAAAGAACUGCGUAUGAGAAAUCCGUGCGUCAGUCUCAGCGUUUGUGUGCAGGUGAACAUGAGUACGUUCUCAAGAGGAAACGAGUCGUCCUGCAGUCUCUCAACAGUCUGGGAAUCAGCUGUUCUGAAGACUCGGUCCCUCACAUCGCUCUGCUGUCUUCAGGUGGAGGUCAGAGAGCCGCCGUGGCUCUGGUGGGUUCUCUCCAUCAGAUGGAGAAAGACGGUCUGCUGGACUCAGUGCUCUACCUGGGAGGAGUCUCUGGGUCGACAUGGUCCAUGGCCUCUCUGUACAGUGACCCACAGUGGAGCAUGGGGAUGGACAGGGCCGUGUCCAGCCUGACGAGUCCAGGGGUGGAGCUGGACGAGGCUCUGUCAUGGCUGGGCGAGCGAGCGAAGGAGGAGGGCUUCUCUCUCACUGAUAUCUGGGGGGUGCUGACCUCAGCUGGAAUCAUGAAACAGAUGGACCUGCGGCUUCUUUCUGGCGAGGCUGGCCGAAAAGCCACCAACCCCUACCCCAUCUACUGUGCCAUAGAGAAGUACUUCUUCUCUGAGGGGCCUCUAGAAGCGACCUGGUUUGAGAUGAGUCCUCAUGAGGCCGGGUUCACAGACCUCGGCCUCUUCAUCGAAACGUCUCUUCUGGGCAGCAAGUUCGAGAACGGGGAGCUGCAGGAGGAGAUAGCUGAGAUGGACAUGGUCAAACUACAAGGUGUUUUUGGCAGUGCAUUGGCUCAUGAAGACAUGAUCAAAGAGUUCAUCCCUCACUGGCUGAACGUGCCCGGUCAAGAGGACGAUGCAGCUGAAGAGUAUGUGCGUCUUUACUACGCCCUCCAUAGAGUCGUAGGUCUGACCAGAAACCUCAUCCCGGAUCCCGCUGCACAGGCUGACCUCGACAAGCUGCACAAACUACUGGAGGAUGCUGAUGAGGCACAUCGUGUUGAGUACGAGUCCGAGAGUUUGCAGGACAAGGAAAGUGUUUCCCAGCAGAGGACUGAGCAGCUGCUGGCUGUGGUGGAGCGCUGGAGCCAGACUCUGGAGGAUGGAGCUUUUAAAAAUCACGUCAUGUUCAUCAUUUCGCGUGUCCUUCCUCUGAUUGUGAAGUGGGAGUGGGGAACAACCAACAACUUCCUCUACCAAUACCAAAACUGCAGUGUCCCACCUUACCUCCAAACUGAAGAGAAUUUCAACCUGGUGGACGCUGGCUUGCUGGUGAACGUCGCCUUCCCGUCAUUUCUGGGAGACAAGAGAGACAUCGACCUCAUCAUCGCUCCGGAGUUCAGCGCAGGGAACAUGUUUGAGAAUCUGACUUUGGCUAGAGAUUACGCAGCCAAGCUGAAGAAGCCGUUCCCUGAGAUAGACGAGAAAAUCCUGGAGGAGAGAGACUGGCCGAAGGACUGCUACGUGUUUGAGGGGAAAGAGAAGGAGCCCACCAUCGUGUUCAUGCCGCUCUUCAACAGAAACAACUGCAAAGAUGCAGAGGAGGUGAAAGCAAAGAUGGCGGAGUUCACCACCUUCCAGCAUUCGUACAGUCAGGAGAAAGUGGAGUUUUUGUUGGAGACGGCAACAGAGAACAUGAAGAGAAACAAACAAACUCUGCUGAGAGAGAUCAAGAAGGCGGCUGGACGCAGACGCUGCAGGAAGUCUGCCCGGGAGAGAUUCUCUGAGUCUUGUCUUUUUGGUUUGGUUUAAUGCAGACUCCUCCGGUUCCUCCUGCUUAUUAGCAUCCAGACGAGACGACGGCCCCCUCAAGCAGCGAAGACAGUCGGCACAGGAGUGCGCAGAGUAGUUACUUCAGUUUAAUUCGAUUUUAAAACAACAAUAAACAUAAAGGAACUAAGUGCUGUUUUUUUUAUCAAUUUAUGUCCCAAGUAUUUUGAAAAUGAUAAAUAUAUAAAUCUUUCACUGAUUCUCACAUUUUUACAGUAUGUACCUGACUUUAUCUCGUGGAAAAUAGAAAGUAAUGACGAGCUAGAACACAGCUACAGAUGCACCAGCUAAUACUUAGCUUAGCUUAGCUUGUAGCUACUAGGCCACAGUUAGUGAACUACUCAUUAAACACAGACCACAAAACAUUUAAACUUCAUUUUACAACAAAUAGGACAUGAUGUAAGAGAACGAAGCAACAGAGUACGCUAUACGACGCUAUAAUGAGAAUAUUAAGAGUGAACUAAAGAGUGGAGAAGAACAUCCUGGAGAACAGGAAACAUGCAGCAGCAGGUUGAUUAGAGCACAGAGAUGGUAGAGGUGGCGUGCAGACAGUCUAUGGUCGUGCAGCGAUCACAGGGAAUAAAGGUCACCACCCCCUCCCACUGGCUCCAGGUGAAUUCUCCUGAUUAUAUCCUGCUGCGUUCUCACAUCAGCUCACUCUGACUUUCUGCAGAAUAAAUACGAGGAGGCUGGAGGAGAAACUCCGGCUGAAGAGAGAAACAUUCAGCUGUUUGUGUGAUCACAUGAUGCUCAGACUAAAACACUGGAACCACAGGAAUUACAAGUGGAAGAAGUCUACAUGUCAAACAUAGACUCCAGAUUUACAGAACAAAUCAAAGAGAAUUCUCCUUUAAAGGGUUAAAAUUCUUCUCUGCUGUCUCCCUUCGAUGCACAUUAAAGAAUAAAUUGGAUUACAGUAAUCCCUCAGAUUUCCAUUUUAUUAACUGUUUUUACUAUUUAUGGAUGCUAUUUUUUAGCAACACCAAUUUCAUGUAUUUCAUUCAGUGUCGACCUUUCUUUGUUACGUUUUAAUGCCUAUGCCUUCAAGAACUGGCGCCAGAUGUUCCUCGUUAGGCGAUCAGUAGCUUCACCUGAGCAGAGCUGCAGACAAACAGCACAGGGAAACAUACAGCCGUAACACUCAGCCCUGCUCCAGGCUUUUCUAAAGAAAGUUACAACAAAGCCUCUGAUUUUCAGGCGGCUGGUUCUCAGCUCAAUAUGUGUUCAUUUAGACUGCAAGGGACACAAAUCAUGAUCCCUCAUGAUCAAUAGUCCAAGUUUUUAGUGUUUCUGUGCGUCAUCUCGUCCUUUUAUUUCCAGUUCCUUCAAGCUGGUGUUGUAUUGAAGUGCCGCUAGAGGGCGCACCACGUCAACAGGAGGAGCUGCAGUGUGUUUCUAUGUAGGUCAGAGCAUCCAUCAAAGCCUUCUGCAAACAGCUCAGCAUCCACAGUUGGUUCAUCGAGACUCUCAUUGUGUCAAAUGUUGGUUUCUCUUCUACAUCAUGUUAACAUGAACACUGAUGACUUUUUAUUUCUUCUGAUUAAAUGAAUAAAUCUGUCCGGGUUUGUUUGACCGGUUUAAACUUCC
This is a messenger RNA of Labrus mixtus (cuckoo wrasse), 3451 nucleotides long. Its product is annotated as cytosolic phospholipase A2 gamma-like. The transcript has 15 exons. Gene Ontology annotation, molecular function: calcium-dependent phospholipid binding; calcium ion binding. Lineage: Eukaryota; Metazoa; Chordata; Actinopteri; Labriformes; Labridae. The record is from RefSeq and is a predicted model, not a curated record. The coding region runs from base 152 to 1846 and encodes 564 amino acids. Gene Ontology annotation, cellular component: nucleoplasm; cytosol; nuclear envelope. Gene Ontology annotation, biological process: glycerophospholipid catabolic process.